Molecule: messenger RNA, 1008 nt
Organism: Penicillium brasilianum
Lineage: Eukaryota; Fungi; Ascomycota; Eurotiomycetes; Eurotiales; Aspergillaceae
Source: the annotation of a GenBank genome assembly
AUGAGCAUCAACAAGGACCUGCUCGGCCUCGAUAGCCCCGACACGCUUCCCGUGAUCUCGAUAUCAGCCUCGCAGUCAUUGAACGCGUCGGCUACUCUGAGAGAACCAAUAUCCACAGGACUUGCGCGUCUAGAUCAGGCUCUAGAUGACUCGGCUGCCGACCAACGCAGCUCUGGUGGGAUCCUUCGUGGCCAGGUCACGGAGGUCUUUGGGCCACCGGGAGUAGGGAAAACAUCUCUAGCACUAAGCGUUGCAUCUCAUGCACUCCGCGAUGGCGGAAAAGUCAUCUGGAUCGACACGGGCUCACCAAUCCCAAUAUCCCGACUCAAAUGCAUGACCCCAGAACUGGACAAUCUAAUCUACUUCCGGGCCCCAACACUCCCACACCUCCUAUCUCUCCUCAUCCGCCCACCAAAGGGCUUCCCACCCGCGGAAACAAGCCUCUUAGUGAUCGACUCAAUCUCCUCCCUCUUCCCAGGCUACUUCCUCAGCGCUGCAGAACUCAAAGACCGACUCGCCCAAGGCAAAAUCACCGACAAAUCCCAACUGCAGUGGUUACUGAACCGCAAGUGGAACGUCAUCAGCGAUGUCGCCACGCAUCUAACGCGUCUCGCCGCGCGGAACAUCGCCAUUCUAGCCUUGAACCAGACGCACACUAAAAUCAAGGGCCAGCCGCGCGCGACGUUGCAUCCGGUCGUGGCGGGUGGUGCGUGGGAGACGAACGUCCAGACGCGGAUUGUGCUGUAUCGGGAUCUACCCGACAUGCGGUUUGCGGAGAUUACGAAGAGAGCGGGGAGGACGCUGCCUGUGCGGUUGAUGGAGUUGAUCGUUCCGUUUGUUAUUGGCUCGGAUGGUCUCAAUGAAGUGGAGGAACCGAAGACUCCCGAAGUCCUUGAACCGACGCCUAGUCGUAAGCGCAAGGCAGAGAAGGAAGUUGCGGAUAGUCAAGAUGAAGACUCGGAAGCAGAAUACGAAUGGAUGGGCGAGGCCUUGCUGGAUGAUAGUUGA